UGCCACGCGGCCGCGGAGCAUACCGGGAAGAAAACUGAAGCCGGUCACCUUUGAGAGUACCGGAGGGUUUGGGUCACUGAGCCGAGAUGUGGUUCGAGAUUCUACCUGGAGUUGCCAUCAUGGGCGUGUGCUUGGUCAUUCCCGGAGUGGCCACUGCAUACAUCCACCGGUUUACUAACGGGGGCAAGGAAAAAAGGGUUGCCCACUUUCCGUAUCAGUGGAGUUUGAUGGAAAGAGACAGGCGCAUCUCUGGAGUUAACCGUUACUAUGUGUCACAGGGUUUGGAGAACAUUGAUUAAGGAAGCAUUUUCCUGAUUGAUGAAAAAAUAACUCAGUUACGGUCCUCUAACCCUGCAGGAAGUUUAAGCAAUAUAUUCUGUGAUAUGCAGUUUCAUUUAGUGUGUUAUGUAAUGCUUAAUAAAAACAAAAUGAAAAACAGGCA
Molecule: messenger RNA, 442 nt
Organism: Octodon degus (degu)
Lineage: Eukaryota; Metazoa; Chordata; Mammalia; Rodentia; Octodontidae
Gene: Ndufa1
Product: NADH:ubiquinone oxidoreductase subunit A1
Exons: 3
Coding region: 87-299 (70 amino acids)
Source: RefSeq, a predicted model, not a curated record